AUGACCGACGGUAGAGACUUCAACUUUGCAGAGUUCACAAAUCAGGACGAUCUUCUUCAAUCUCUGGGUGGGGAUGCACACAAUGCUGCUGCUUCGAUAAACGGCUCCGACUCCUCAUACUUGUUGGGGCUUGACAACGACUACCUGCUCGCGCCGUUCGAGAGCGGGAACGACAUUUUCGCCUUUCGCGGUGGCGCUGGUACGGCAGCACUCGGGUACCGACUUGGGAAUCUCAAGAGCGUAACUAACUCAGUAGAAUUCGUAGGCUCGCCGUCUCCUCCAGAGUCACAGGAGCAGUCGCCAAAAUCGAUCAAUACAUCGCCAAACUCGUCCGAAUCCUCCCCUCCACAGAUACCUGGUGUCAAGGGUCCUGACGGACUCACGAUGAUGCACGAUGUCGAGGACGAUUUUCCCAUGCUCGACGAGACUAGCGGCACUAUCACGUUUCCAUUAUCGUCGUCGUCGUCAAAUGGAUUCUUUGGUAGUAACUUUACCCCGCUAGUACCAGCGCCGACGCACCUGCCUGUUUCGUUAGGGGAUAAGAUGGCUGUCGACGACACCGCAAAAUUCUUUGAUUUCGAAAGUGCUGCUAGUUCGCCUCUAGCCGUAAAACUUGAAAGCCAGCGACAGUCCAGCGUACCUAGAUUCUUCCCAGAAAACCAGUCGACACUGAAUCCGCAGCUUAGCUUUAACCCCGACAGUAUUCAGACGGUAUCGACACCCACAUACCCAAAUAACCGCAAGAAGAGGCGAUCCUCCGUUACACUAUCCCCGAACUCGACAGAAGCGCUUGCUUCUUUCACAUUUGACUCCCAUGGCCACCCUUCUCCAGCGAGUUCGGCGGCAAACGGGAUUUCUCAGCAGCGAAAUGGCAAACGGCACAAUUCGACAAGCACGUCUGGCGAGGACGAAACAGCGACACUCAUGAAGUCUACAGGGUUCCGCCCGACAAAAGCCUUCAGCAUUAGCAAUAUGUGGAGUCCAUCUUCGUUUUCUAGCGCUUCGCCGAUGCCCAAUAUGCUCGCGUAUACACCAGUACCAGCCAACGGCGACUUUUCGUAUAAGCUGACAUUGAGAGGCGACCAACCCGGUGGAAGGAUAAAUGAGAAGUCUAGGGUGGAAACCCAGAUCAGGGUCAAUCUGAAUCUAGCACCGCUCCCGCCGGGAGUAACGAAACUACACCUGCCGACACAUACCAUCUCGAAACCUAAGUUACUGUCUAAGCCGCCGCAUCAGAAGACCACAGAUACCUUGGAGUUAUAUACAAGUUUAAUAUGUGCCUCUUCUGUUGAAGGAAGCCCGGAGUUAUUGCAAAGGGUGCUACAACGAGCCAUUGACGAUCCGCUACAGGAGAGAGUCUUUGGUUCUGGAAAGCCAAUUAGCGAAGAUGGCAAGGAAGGGUACACUGCGGAAGAGGAUAAGCCACUAAAUGGAGGCGAGGUCAGGAUCUGCUCCGGUUGUAUCACUCGGGAGCGGAAACGGGCUGCGCGAAAGAAGAUCAAGAAAGUCGAGGAGGAAGAGUCUUGGGCGCGUGAUGAGAGUAAGCGAAUUAUAGUUUUCAACUGCUCUGAGGUUCUUGAAUGGGGUCCACCGGAAGCACAGAAGAAGGCAGAGAUGGAGGCCAAUGAUGGGGAGAUUGUGUCCCCUAUUGAUGGUAAUGCAGAAAUUUGGCUGCCUAUGAGAAUAGCCUGCUACUGCAGGCACCAGAGCGAGAAGAGCGGGUUCAGGAUAAUUCUCACUAUAAAGGACCAUAAUGACAAUCUUGUCGCUCAAAACAUCACACCUCCCAUUCUCAUCACCGACGAUCACAAGACCAAUGCGCCUUCACAACCCGCCGCCCAGCAACCGGUGGCUGCCGCUCCUACUUCUAAAGGGGCCACGUCCCCCUCCGCCAUCGCCCCUGGACCGAUCCCGGUUGCCCCUGCUCCUCCGAGCAAUGCGCUUCCUUACUCUGCUUCGGACACGAAUCUUUUAACGAUGGGCCAAAUUGAUAGACCGUCAAAAGCUAGUAAGACUGGGCACUCGAGACAAAAUUCACGGCAAUCAUCUGUAGGGGCCAUGCAAUCACCACCCCCAUACGCUGCAGCUGCUGGGCCUUCUGCCAAAAAACGGAAGGCCAAUCCAUCAUCCAAAACCAGAUCUGAGCUCACAAUGACAAAAAUCGAUACCUCCGUGCCAUCGACAUCUGCUCAACAAUCUCAAUUCUCGCAACCGCCGUUCACACCUUCCAGUCAAAAUGUCACAAUGGGUGGCAUGUUUGAGCAAUCCCAACCUGUUCCUUUCACACCAUCCACGCCCUUGGAGAAUGGAGCUGGGCCAAACUACUUUGGCUUCCACAACCGUAACCAUAGCAUUGACAGCCUCCAUGGGCUGCAAAUAUUUUCCGCACCAACAUCUGCACAAGGGUCUCGUGUCCCAUCACGUGUCGCAAGCCCAGUUCAGCAAUUCAGCGUUCCUCAGGGCCAGCGACCAGUAUUCACACCUGCUCAGUUCGCCCAAGUCCAGUCCCAGCUUCUCAACGUCGCCAAUGGACAGCUCUCACAAGCCCUUCUACCCUUUGAUAUUACCCGUAUUGUACCCACCGAGGGACCUUGCCAAGGCGGUAUCGAGGUCACUAUCCUCGGUAGUGGCUUCCAGCGAUCUCACACCGUUUACUUUGGUGACAAGCAGUCUCCCCGGACCGAAUUCUGGAGCGACACCACCAUUGUCUGUCUUCUGCCACCUUCGAGUACCCCUGGUAGCGUACCUGUCGUCAUGAGAUACGCUGCUCAGGCUAAUCUCACAUUACCAGGCCGUUCAGGUAGAUUCAUCUACACGGACGAUACGGAGCAAAAGAUGUUGGCGCUAGCAUUGCAAGUUAUCAAUGCCAAGUGGAGCGGGAAGAUCGAGCCGCCGAAAGAUAUUGCUAUGAGGUUGCUAAUGGAUGAGAAGAGUCCUGGUAAUGCCGGGGGCUCGGUUAGCGGAGGUCGGACUCACUCUUCAGGAGGUAACAGCUAUAACAUGCAAGCGUUACAAUUCUUACAAUCUCCGCUACCUUCUAUGGAUAUGGAAGCACAGCUCCUUAAGCUUCUAGACAUCAUCGACAUGGACGACUCCCCAUUUCCCGCCAAGCUGAAUCUAAGGAAUAGGCAAGGACAAACAUUGCUACACCAUGCCUGUGCACUUGGAUACAACCGGUUCACAGCUGCUCUUCUUGCUCGUGGAGCCAACCCCGAUGCGGCAGAUAAGGGCGGGUUCACACCAGCCCAUUUCGCAGCGCUUAAGGGCCACAAGGACAUCGUGAGACGAUUGAGAUUGAACAAAGCCGAUUUCAACAUUCUCAGCCUUAGUGGCGUUGCUCCAGAGGGCCUUACAGACGCUGAAGAUAUUAGAGCUGAGCUAGGUAGCAGGCGAACUAGGAGUCGCCGGCCUUCGGUUAGCAGUGUCUCCAGUGCUCCUGGUAGGGUUGUCAGCGGCCGUAGAAGUCGGAGCGGAAGCAUCGCGUCAGCUAUGGCAAGUUGGGAGCCGUUCGCUACCCACGAUGAAGAACAUGAUGAGAAUACUGAAGAGGAUGAUGAGGUCGAUGACGAAGAGCUGUGGAUCCGACCAAAGAGAACAUUCAGCGGGCGUAACCUAAGGGACCUAGCGGCUGGCAAGCUCACAAUGAUACCACGAACAGCAGAGAAGCCACUGUCUAGAUCCGCUAGUAAGAGCAAUCUCGCCGCUCUCGCAGAGGUAUCUACUUCUUUGCAGUUACCGACAGAUAUGCAAAUCGAUGAGGGCGAUGCCGCCCCGGCCGCAGCGACGGCUGCAGCAUUAGUAGCCAUCCGAGAGCAGUUAGCGAACCUUACGUUGAACUUGCCAAAUUUCCACAACAUGAAUUGGAAUCUUCCGAACCUUAAUCUCCAGAACUUCCAACAGCAGAUGCAUCUCAACUUACAAAACCUUCAAGGCCAAACAGCAAGGUUCAAUGCGCUGCUGCAAGGCCAACGGGCCGCCGAUGCCGCCGCAGUUGCCGGUGACAACGGCGUUGCUCCCGUCGCUCCUCCCGUUACUACCCCACAGACUCUACGGCCCACAAAUACCGAAGGCACUGGUAGCCCCAACUCCGAUUACAAGUGGUGGGAGUUGUUUUCACCACCAAAUGCCCCUCCGGCUUAUGAGGAGUUGUAUCCAGAUGGCACCCCCCGUACCAAUGAUAGCGAUAACAAGCUACGUGUUAUUGGCGAAGCUGUAGCCCAAGUGAUGGAUGCUAAAGUCGCAGCAGCAACAGCAGUGGUCACUCAGAGUGCAACAAAACGAACGACAGCAGGAACCAUCUCUUCCUCUUCAUCAAAGAGUCUGACCAAGAGCAAGAGAAGGCUUUUGACAACUGAGGAACAAGACGCCUUGCGGAUACAUCAUGAGAAGAUGAAGCGAAUCAAAGGUGAUCAGAGGCUUCUGUUUUUCUGGCUCCCGAUAUUCGUUCUCGUCCUAUUCACUUUGUUGACUAGCUGGGGUAGCAAGACAUGGAUUGUGGUGCGGACAACAUACGAUGUUGUAAAGGAGAGGAUGGCAGAGGCUGCUGAGGCUACUGCUGGGGCUGGAAGGAGGGUCGUUGAGGUCGGCGGUCUAUAG
Messenger RNA from Orbilia oligospora ATCC 24927, 4596 nucleotides. RefSeq lists its product as uncharacterized. NCBI's taxonomy places the organism in Eukaryota, Fungi, Ascomycota, Orbiliomycetes, Orbiliales, Orbiliaceae. The transcript has 3 exons. Bases 1 to 4596 code for a protein of 1531 amino acids. The record is from RefSeq and is a predicted model, not a curated record. Gene Ontology annotation, molecular function: protein binding.